Molecule: messenger RNA, 1433 nt
Organism: Orycteropus afer afer
Lineage: Eukaryota; Metazoa; Chordata; Mammalia; Tubulidentata; Orycteropodidae
Gene: GPAT3
Product: glycerol-3-phosphate acyltransferase 3
Biological process (GO): triglyceride biosynthetic process
Cellular component (GO): endoplasmic reticulum
Molecular function (GO): glycerol-3-phosphate O-acyltransferase activity
Source: RefSeq, a predicted model, not a curated record
GCCUGGUUCUGAGCCUUCGCUCCUGUUCCGGAGCUCCUGCAGGACUGCCUAAGGGCAGGGACAGCUAUCUGCUCAGAUCUACUCCCUGGACCUCCUCCGAGUAGGUGUGCUCAGUCAUGGAGGUCGCAGACCUGGCCGGGAAGAUCUUUUCCACCUGGUUGACGCUUGUGCUCGUCCUCAUUCUCUUGCCUUCGGCUUUCGGGGUGUCUUUGGGCAUCUCCGAGCUCUACAUGAAAAUCCUGGUGAAAACUUUAGAGUGGGCCACAUUACGAAUUGAAAAAGGAGUCCCAAAGGAGUCAGCUCUUAAAAACUCAGCUUCUGUUGGUAUUAUCCAAAGAGAUGAGUCACCCAUGGAAAAAGGGCUCUCUGGUCUGCGAGGAAGGGACUUUGAGCUCUCUGAUGUGUUUUAUUUCUCCAAGAAGGGAUUGGAAGCCAUUGUGGAAGAUGAAGUGACCCAGAGGUUCUCCUCAGAGGAGUUAGUAUCGUGGAAUCUCCUCACAAGGACCAAUAUAAACUUCCAGUACAUUAGCCCACGGCUCACCGUGGUGUGGGUGCUGGGUGUCAUAGUACGCUACUGUGUCCUGCUGCCUCUGCGGGUAACCUUGGCUUUCAUUGGGAUUAGUUUGCUCGUUAUAGGAACUACGCUGGUUGGGCAGCUGUCAGAUGGCAGCCUCAAAAACUGGCUGAGUGAACUGGUCCACCUGACCUGUUGUCGGAUCUGUGUGCGAGCCCUCUCUGGUACCAUUCAUUACCAUAACAAGCAGCACAGACCCCAGAAAGGAGGCAUUUGUGUUGCUAACCAUACCUCUCCAAUAGAUGUUUUGAUCUUGACAACGGAUGGAUGCUAUGCCAUGGUUGGCCAGGUUCAUGGUGGACUGAUGGGAAUUAUUCAGAGAGCCAUGGUCAAAGCUUGUCCACAUGUCUGGUUCGAACGUUCAGAAAUGAAGGAUCGACACUUGGUUACUAAGAGACUAAAGGAACACAUUGCUGAUAAGAAGAAGUUACCUAUAUUAAUCUUUCCUGAAGGAACUUGCAUCAACAACACUUCAGUCAUGAUGUUUAAAAAGGGAAGCUUUGAAAUUGGAGGAACUAUACAUCCAGUUGCAAUUAAGUAUAACCCUCAGUUUGGUGAUGCCUUUUGGAACAGUAGUAAAUACAAUAUGGUGAGCUACCUGCUUCGAAUAAUGACCAGCUGGGCUAUCGUCUGUGAUGUGUGGUACAUGCCUUCCAUGACCAGAGAGGAAGGAGAAGAUGCAGUCCAGUUUGCUAAUAGGGUUAAGUCUGCUAUUGCUGUACAAGGAGGAUUGACUGAACUUCCCUGGGACGGAGGGCUGAAAAGAGCAAAGGUGAAGGACACGUUUAAGGAAGAGCAGCAGAAGAAUUACAGCAAGAUGAUUGUGGGCAAUGGGUCUCUCAACUCCCAAUUGAACUGA